AUGGUGGAUGGUGUUCAGCUAAGUACUACUUUUUUCAAGGCAGUACUGCUUAGUAAGUUCUUGUUUAAUCUUUUGCCAUUAUCAUCUACAAAUGUGUAUGGAUAUCUUUGGCGCCACUAUGGUAAUUAUACAAAAACCCUUUUUGGUGAAUUAAUGAAAACUCGCAUUGAAAUUUUUCCAACUUUUGUUCAAUUUCGUGUAGCAAUUCCACGUUUAGCCAACUCGAAAACGAUUCGACAAUGUCAGGAUAAUAUUUUACGAGAUGAAUUGCAGUUUAAAAGAGAAUUUUUGCGUCAAGCUGCCAAACACCUGGCUCGGUUGGAUCAAGCAUUGAAAGAAGCGGUGCCACAUAUAAUUUAUGUCCGUUUGAAAUCUAUUUCAACUGAACUUGUCAACAAAAAAUUGAUAAUCAUGCAAAAUAAGCAUAAAAACAAGUUGGAUUAUUUACGUGCUAAAUAUUUUGCUUAUGUUCCUGAACGUCAAACACAAUUGGAUCCGGUGAAAAAUUUGUCCGAUUAUAUUCUGUCUGAAGAUGAACAUGAUGCCCUAGUCAAUGGAUUAAAUCAUGUUUAUGCCCCAGAAAAAUUUAAUCAGCCGCAGUUUGUUUGCGAUAUGGAAUAUUUCUACUCUCGUCUCUUGAAUUUCAAAACUCCAUAUCGCCAUUAUGAAUCGAAACCAGCUCAUCUCAACAUUUCUCAUAAACUAACACCAACAGAAUUAAAUACCGCAUCUGAAAUACGUCAAGCAGCGAAUUCAUUUCAAAAAGCAGCUCAAACCGAACUGAAACACUUUGGAAAAGUGAAUCGUAAAACGUUUACCGCUUUACGUUCACUAGCAAAAAAUAAAUCAAUUGUUAUCAGUCGACCUGACAAAGGGCGUGGUGUAGUAAUUAUGAAUCGAGCGGAUUAUCUUCGAAAGAUGAACUUCGGCGUUGACGUCAAGGAUAUAUCUACACGUAUGUACACGACUGUAUUUUUUUUUAUAUGUAUUCGAAGGAGAGCCGAUAAAGGUAGAAAAUACGAAGGCUAUAUUCGAUUUGGUCACACAUAUACGAAUCAAAAUCUAACGAAACAAGUUGAUCACUUGAAAUCGACGGUUGCUCGGGGCUACCAGCGUGAAGGUGCAAAUGGAACUUAUGUUAUCUUUCAAAUGAACUCUUCAAGAGCCAGCUAA
Molecule: messenger RNA, 1173 nt
Organism: Adineta ricciae
Lineage: Eukaryota; Metazoa; Rotifera; Eurotatoria; Adinetida; Adinetidae
Source: the annotation of a GenBank genome assembly